Messenger RNA from Eruca vesicaria subsp. sativa (arugula), 2596 nucleotides. NCBI's taxonomy places the organism in Eukaryota, Viridiplantae, Streptophyta, Magnoliopsida, Brassicales, Brassicaceae. The record is from the annotation of a GenBank genome assembly.
AUGCGAUUCAGAACGACAAUAUGUAGACAUCAAUCUCUUGAAAUGCUGAAACCCAAACUCAGAAUCUAUGCCCUUUGUGGUGUUACAUCAGCGUCUCGUUUUCAUGUUGCACACAACCUGUUCGACAAAAGUCCCAACCGAGUUCAAGAAAACCACACAAGCCUGCUCUUCGGCUUUUCUCGUGACGGACGCACUCAAGAAGCAACGAGACUCUUCUUGACCAUCCACCGUUCCGGAACCGAGAUGGAAUGCUCAAUCUUCUCCUCUGUGCUAAAAGUUUCCGCUACUCUAUGCGACGAGCUUCUCGGUAAACAGCUGCAUUGCCAAUGUAUAAAGUUUGGGUUCUUAGACGAUGUGAGUGUAGGCACAUCGCUUGUUGAUACGUACAUGAAAGGGAGUAACGUUAGAGACGGAAGAAACGUUUUUGAAGAAAUGAAAGAGAGGAAUGUUGUUACUUGGACUACUUUGAUAAGCGGGUACGCGAGGAACGGGUCUAAUGAGGAAGUUCUGAAGCUUUUUAUGAGAAUGUAUGAAGAAGGGACUGAGCCUAACUCGUUUACGUUUGCAGCUGCUCUUGGAGUUUUGGCUGAGGAAGGAGUUAGUGGGAGAGGGAGGCAGGUGCACACUGUUGUUGUCAAGAACGGUUUGGACAAAACCAUUCCGGUUUCUAACUCUCUGAUUAAUUUGUAUCUCAAAUGUGGUAAUGUUGGGAAAGCUAGAGUUUUGUUUGAUAAGACGGAAGUGAAGAGUGUGGUUACUUGGAACAGUAUGAUCUCGGGAUAUGCAGGGAACGGUCUUGAUUUAGAAGCGUUGAGAAUGUUUCACUCCAUGAGGCUUAACCAUGUCCGGUUAUCGGAAUCGAGCUUUGCUUCCAUUAUCAAGCUUUGUGCUAACCGUAAAGAGCUGAGGUUCACGGAGCAGCUUCAUUGCAGUGUUGUGAAAUAUGGGUUUUCGUUUGACCGAAACAUAAAGACGGCUUUGAUGGUGGCUUAUAGUAAAUGUGCAGUGAUGUGUGAUGCUCUUAGGCUGUUCAAAGAGACGGGUUACCACGGGAACGUUGUCUCGUGGACAGCUAUGAUUAGUGGGUUCUUGCAGAACGAUGGGAAAGAGGAAGCGGUGGGUUUGUUUAAGGAGAUGAGGAGGAAAGGUGUUAGACCGAAUGAAUUCACUUAUUCAGUUAUUCUCACUGCUCUUCCUGUGAUUUCUCCGGCAGAGGUUCAUGCACAAGUUUUAAAGACUAAUUACGAGAGAUCUUCAACGGUUGGGACCGCUCUUCUAGAUGCUUAUGUGAAGUUAGGUAAAGUAGACGAGGCUGCAAAAGCUUUUAGCAGUGUUGAUGAUAAAGACAUUGUGGCUUGGUCAGCGAUGCUUGCGGGAUAUGCUCAGAGUGGAGAGACAGAAGCAGCUAUAAAGAUGUUUAGCGAGCUCACAAAGCGAGGGAUAAAACCUAACGAGUUCACAUUCUCUAGCGUCUUUAACGUCUGUGCUGCUGCUUCCGCCUCUUCUGGACAGGGAAAGCAGUUCCACGGGUUUGCUACAAAAUCAAGAGUGGAUAACUCUUUAUGUGUUAGUAGUGCUCUCUUAACCAUGUAUGCGAAGAAAGGCAACAUAGAGAGCGCGGAAGCAGUCUUUAAAAGGCAGGGAGAGAGGGAUCUUGUGUCAUGGAACUCGAUGAUCUCUGGGUAUGCACAACACGGACAAGCUUCUAAGGCUCUCGAUGUUUUCAAGGAGAUGAAGAGGCAGAAGGUGAAAAUGGAUGGGGUAACAUUCAUAGGAGUAUUUGCGGCGUGUACACACGCAGGGUUAGUAGAAGAAGGAGAGAAGUAUUUCGAUAUAAUGGUGAGAGAAUGCAAGAUUGUACCUACAAAGGAGCAUAAUAGUUGUAUGGUCGAUCUAUACAGCCGAGCCGGGUUACUUGAAAAGGCAAUGGAGGUCAUAGACAACAUGGCGUACCCUGCUGGUUCGACCAUUUGGAGGACAAUUCUAGCUGCCUGCCGUGUGCACAAGAAAACAGAGCUUGGGAGAUUAGCUGCAAAGAAGAUCAUUGACAUGAAACCAGAGGAUUCAGCUGCAUAUGUGUUGUUGUCUAAUAUGUAUGCAGAGUCAGGAGAUUGGCAAGAGAGAGCCAAAGUAAGGAAGCUGAUGGAGGAGAGGAAGGUGAAGAAGGAAGCUGGUUAUAGUUGGAUUGAGGUCAAGAACAAGACUUAUGCGUUCUUGGCGGGUGAUCAGUCUCAUCCUCUCAAGGAUCAGAUCUAUAAGAAGCUAGAGGAUUUGAGUACACGGUUGAAGGAUUUAGGGUAUGAGCCGGAUACGAGUUAUGUGCUUCAAGAUAUUGAUGAUGAGCAUAAAGAAGCUGUUCUUGCUCAGCAUAGUGAGAGAUUAGCUAUUGCGUUUGGGUUGAUCGUUACACCAAAGGGAAGUCCUCUUUUGAUUAUUAAGAACCUUAGGGUUUGUGGGGAUUGUCAUGCAGUUAUCAAACUGAUUGCAAAGAUUGAAGGAAGAGAGAUUGUGGUUAGAGAUACAAAUCGGUUUCAUCAUUUUAGUAGUGAUGGAAUUUGCUCAUGUGGGGACUUUUGGUGACAAUGAUAAAGAGUAA